AGUUAAUUAAUAAAGCCCAUUUAAGAGCCAAUAUAAAUUGGUUUAAAUUUUCAAAGUCCAAGCCACAGAGCUUUGUAUCACAUCUCUGGAUUUGACAUACGACAACGUGAAAGUAAUCACACAGUUAAUGCAAAUAGCAUCUCGCGGGGAAUUGGGAAUUGCGGCCCCCAUGACCACAUCGGAUAUACAUUAAUUAAACUUAGUAUAUUCAUUCAGCCUGGUUUUCAAGAUAGUACCAAAAAAAAUUCUCAUGUGUGAUGUGUUUGUAAUGGUGACGCAAGCAGUGACGGUUUUGUUUGUUAAAGUUUGUUUUCGCAGACUUGGAUAUAUUUAAUACGUAUAUUAAGUAAGAUCUUUUAAACACUCUCUUUAAUUAGUAGGUUUUUUUAUACAUAAAUUCUUUCCUACAAAAAAAGUUAAAAAAAAUCUCACAUUUUGCAUGAAACUAAUAAAAUCUUAAUACAGCAGAUCACUAUAUAUGGUUAACUACCCCUGCAAGUUGCAACAUCUUUAUAUAUAGCCUAGGCUUUAAAUUGAUCCGACAUGUGAUUUUGUUUUUAAUUAUUGUAUCACACCAUUGACUUAGUAUAUUUAAUUCAUAGUGUAUUUUUGGUCUUACAAGGGAGCAGUCAGCAUUAAGUUAACUUCUUCUUCUGGACGCAUACAAGUAAACUUAUAUGACAUCGGUUUGGUUACAAAGCUUUGAACAUUAUUAUAAUUUAUUCUAUAAUAUGGACUCAUCAUGCCAUGUGUUCCUUAUUAUAGAAGACAACAUAGACGGACGAAUGAUUAUAAUCACUCACUAAUUGUAUUAUUUCGGUGCUCCAAUAUAAAUACUAAUAAUGUAACAGUGGAGUAUAAUAAAAAGCCUUAGCGGCCAAGAAAAUAUGUCUUAUCUCUCAAGGGGGUGAGAUAUGUUUUACUGCAAUAUAUAAAGUUGACUUAUUGCUUUGUUGCCAAGGAAUUAGUCAAAGGUCCUUUAGAGUGAACAUUCUCUCCAUCUCCAUUUGACACAUAAUGACACUGUUUUAAUAAUCGGACGUGAUUAUUCAAGAUGCAAUUGGCUCCUUGAUAAGAGUAUUUGAUCAUGAUUUCUUUGGUUUUUGAAGAUUAUGCGUUGGUUUGAUACAGACUAGAUGUGAUUUCACGUAGCUCUUAAAUGAUAUUAUAAUUUAAUUUGACAGCUAUUUUUCUAAAAAUAUUAACAACAAAUUUUGUUUGCUAAAUAAAACAUGUAUGUGGUUACUGUUUUUAUUUUCUCUUAACAUAAUCUCACGAGGUACGGCAUUUUUUGUGUGUGCAUAAUAUGAUAUUUUUAAGAUUAUCAUGUUUGCUGUUGGGAAAAAGAAAAACCAACCACAAAUUCUGUCUGGUAGUGGUAAGUUUUAAUCCUAUCUAACAUUUCUUAUAAUAGUCAGUCAAUGCUCGUGUCCAAAACAUUAGUUGAUCAUUUGGUUUUUACUUUUUAUACAAUAACCUAAAUUGACGUUCAAUAAAUUCUGUAUUAAAAAUCUUAUAAUUUUUCUUUUUAAAUUUACAGAAUAAUUUUAUUUCAUAUACAGUAUAUAUAUGUGUGUUCUUGAGAGGCAAAACAAUAUUUCUUGGGAGCAGGAAAAAAGAAAGAAUUUUUUUUUUGAAUAUAAACUUCAAAAUGUAUAAUGAUGAUGCUUUUUGACUGAUCCAUAUAACAAUAGUUUAUUCCCAUUUCCCCUUGCUCCUCAAGCAAUUUUCACAAAACCCAAAAAUAACGAUUGCAUAUAAAAAGGCAAAAAAUGCUCUUAAUUUUCUGCAGAUACAAGUUGGAAUCUACAAAGUAGAAUAAAAUAUACUAAACAAAGUUUAUAACAAGUUCACAGUUUCGUCUUCUCACGUCUUAUUCCCUCAAAGUUCCAAAAACCUUUCGAUUUUCGCAGCUUCGCAUCUUCAGAGCCGGAGAUGGACCGUGGCGAAGCCAGAGAAAGCGACUCUGUUUCACACGAACCUUCAACUUCUAAAACUCCCAGAGAAGGAGAAAAAGAAGAUACUAAGAAGGAAAAAAACGAUGAAAAGACGAAGACAGUUCCGUUCUACAAGCUAUUUGCAUUUGCUGAUUCCAUUGAUGUGUUCUUGAUGAUCUGUGGCUCUGUUGGAGCUAUGGGGAACGGUGUUUGUUUACCUCUCAUGACAUUGUUGUUUGGUGAUCUCAUAGAUUCAUUUGGACAAAACCAGAACAACAAAGACAUUGUCGACGUUAUCUCAAAAGUUUGUCUUAAAUUCGUCUACCUUGGACUUGGAACCCUAGGAGCAGCCUUUAUUCAGGUGGCUUCUUGGAUGAUCACGGGAGAGAGACAAGCAGCGAGGAUAAGGAGUAUGUAUCUGAAAACAAUUCUCAGACAAGACAUUGGAUUUUUCGAUGUGGAAACAAACACAGGAGAGGUUGUUGGUAGAAUGUCUGGAGAUACUGUUCUUAUACAAGACGCCAUGGGUGAGAAGGUUGGGAAGUUUAUUCAGCUGGUAUCUACAUUCGUCGGUGGAUUUGCAUUAGCUUUUGUUAAAGGAUGGCUAUUAACACUGGUUAUGUUAACUUCAAUUCCACUUCUGGCUAUGGCUGGUGCAGCCAUGGCGAUUAUAGUCACCCGAGCUUCUUCCCGGGGACAAGCCGCUUAUGCCAAAGCAGCAACUGUUGUUGAACAGACAAUCGGGUCUAUCCGCACGGUUGCUUCUUUCACGGGAGAGAAACAAGCCAUAAACAGCUACAAGAAGUUCAUAACUUCAGCAUAUGAACAAAGCAUUAAACAAGGUUUCUCUACUGGUUUGGGACUCGGAGUAAUGUUCAUGGUGUUCUUUAGCAGCUAUGCUUUGGCCAUUUGGUUUGGAGGGAAGAUGAUUGUUGAAAAAGGGUAUACCGGUGGCGCCGUGAUCAACGUGAUCAUCAUUGUGGUCGCUGGUUCAAUGUCGCUAGGACAAACAUCUCCAUGUCUAACCGCGUUUGCAGCGGGCCAAGCUGCAGCGUACAAGAUGUUCGAGACGAUUAAAAGAAAGCCUCUGAUCGAUGCUUACGACGAAAACGGAAAGGUACUCGAAGACAUCCGUGGAGACAUCGAACUCAAAGACGUGCAUUUCAGCUACCCGGCGAGACCAGACGAGGACAUUUUCGACGGCUUCUCCCUCUUCAUCCCCAGCGGCGCAACGGCAGCGUUAGUAGGAGAAAGUGGAAGCGGAAAAUCAACCGUGAUCAGCUUGAUCGAGAGGUUCUACGAUCCCAAAUCCGGAGAAGUACUAAUCGACGGCGUAAACCUCAAGGAGUUUCAGCUGAAAUGGAUCAGAAGCAAGAUCGGUUUGGUUAGCCAAGAACCGGUUCUGUUCUCGUCCAGCAUCAGGGAGAAUAUCGCCUACGGGAAAGACAACGCCACGGUCGAAGAGAUCAAAGCCGCCACGGAGCUAGCCAAUGCUGCCAAGUUUAUAGAUAAGCUGCCUCAGGGGUUGGACACGAUGGUGGGAGAGCACGGGACGCAGCUCUCGGGAGGACAGAAACAGAGGAUAGCCAUCGCGAGAGCCAUUCUCAAAGACCCGAGGAUUCUUCUCUUGGACGAAGCGACGAGCGCGCUCGACGCGGAAUCCGAGAGAGUGGUGCAAGAGGCUUUGGAUAGAGUGAUGGUUAACCGGACUACGGUUAUCGUCGCGCAUCGGUUAAGCACGGUCCGAAAUGCGGAUAUGAUUGCGGUUAUCCACCGCGGGAAAAUGGUGGAGAAAGGUUCACAUUCCGAGCUGUUGAGAGAUCCUGAAGGAGCUUAUUCGCAGCUGAUUCGUUUACAAGAGAUUAACAAAGGACACGAUGCGAAAACAUCGCCCGGAUCGUCUUUCCGGGCUUCGAAUCUUAAGAAAUCAAUGGAAGGAGGAUCGGUUAUUAGCGGCGGGACGUCCUCUGUUGGGAAUAGUAGCCGUCACCAUUCGCUGAAUGUACUCGGUUUAGCUGCGGGAUUAGACCUUGGCGGCGGUAGCGUGAGCCAGAGGGUAGGUCAAGAGGAAACUAGUCAAGAACCGGUUCCGAAAGUAUCUUUAACCAGGAUCGCGGCUUUGAAUAAAACCGAGAUCCCGGUUCUACUUCUAGGUACCGUUGCAGCAGCCAUCAACGGCGCGAUUUUCCCGCUUUUCGGGAUUUUGAUUUCUCGAGUCAUCGAAGCGUUUUUCAAACCGGCCGACCAGCUCAAGAAAGACUCGAGAUUCUGGGCGAUUAUAUUCGUAGCUCUUGGAGUGACUUCGCUGAUCGUCUCACCGGUUCAGACCUAUUUGUUCUCAGUAGCUGGAGGGAAACUGAUUCGACGGAUUCGAUCCAUGUGUUUUGAGAAAGCGGUUCACAUGGAGGUCGGGUGGUUCGACGAGCCGCAGAACUCGAGCGGUACGAUGGGUGCAAGGCUUUCGGCCGAUGCAGCUUUGAUCAGGGCUUUGGUCGGUGACGCGUUGUCUCUAGCCGUUCAAAACGCUGCUUCCGCUGCGUCGGGGUUGAUCAUAGCGUUCACCGCGAGCUGGGAGCUGGCGUUUAUAAUAUUAGUGAUGCUUCCUCUUAUUGGUAUCAAUGGUUAUAUUCAAGUCAAGUUCAUGAAAGGAUUCACCGCAGACGCUAAGACGAAGUACGAGGAUGCGAGUCAGGUGGCUAACGAUGCAGUGGGGAGUAUAAGGACAGUGGCGUCUUUCUGCGCAGAGGAGAAAGUGAUGCAGAUGUAUAAGAAGCAAUGCGAAGGUCCUAUAAAAGAUGGGAUAAAGCAAGGUUUCAUCAGUGGAUUAGGGUUUGGAGUCUCCUUCUUCAUUCUGUUUUCAGUCUACGCCACAAGCUUCUACGCGGGUGCUAGGUUGGUUGAAGCCGGCAGGACUACUUUCAAUAAUGUUUUCCAGGUGUUCUUUGCGUUAACGAUGGCAGCUAUUGGGAUCUCUCAGUCGAGUACUUUCGCUCCUGAUUCUAGUAAAGCUAAGGUUGCAGCUGCGUCCAUCUUUGGAAUCAUCGAUAGAAAGUCCAAGAUAGAUUCGAGCGAUGAGUCAGGGACGGUACUGGAGAACGUUAAGGGAGAUAUUGAGCUUCGUCACAUAAGCUUUACUUAUCCAGCAAGACCAGACAUUCAGAUCUUUCGUGAUCUUUGCUUAUCCAUUCGUGCAGGAAAGACCGUUGCUUUGGUCGGAGAGAGUGGGUCAGGGAAAUCUACGGUGAUCUCGCUGUUACAAAGAUUCUACGAUCCGGAUUCGGGUAACAUAACUCUAGACGGAGUUGAGCUCAAGAGUCUGCAGUUGAAAUGGCUGAGACAACAAAUGGGACUGGUGGGACAAGAGCCUGUCUUGUUCAACGACACCAUCCGAGCCAACAUUGCUUAUGGCAAAGGAAGCGAAGAGGCAGCUACCGAGUCUGAGAUCAUAGCAGCUGCUGAGCUCGCCAAUGCACACAAGUUCAUCUCUAGCAUACAACAGGGCUACGACACGGUGGUAGGAGAAAGAGGGAUUCAGCUAUCAGGAGGACAGAAACAGCGUGUGGCUAUCGCACGAGCCAUAGUGAAAGAGCCUAAGAUAUUGCUUUUGGACGAAGCAACGAGCGCUCUUGAUGCCGAAUCUGAGCGUGUGGUUCAAGACGCGCUAGACCGAGUGAUGGUGAACCGGACCACGGUGGUGGUGGCUCACCGGUUAUCGACUAUUAAAAACGCAGACGUGAUCGCUGUGGUGAAGAACGGUGUGAUCGCUGAGAAAGGGACUCACGAGAAGCUGAUCAAAAUCGAGGGUGGGGUUUAUGCGUCGCUUGUGCAGCUUCACAUGACUGCUUCCAACUGA
Molecule: messenger RNA, 5790 nt
Organism: Brassica rapa (field mustard)
Lineage: Eukaryota; Viridiplantae; Streptophyta; Magnoliopsida; Brassicales; Brassicaceae
Product: ABC transporter B family member 11
Biological process (GO): oligopeptide export from mitochondrion
Cellular component (GO): mitochondrial inner membrane
Molecular function (GO): ATP hydrolysis activity; ABC-type oligopeptide transporter activity; ATP binding
Source: RefSeq, a predicted model, not a curated record